Molecule: messenger RNA, 1720 nt
Organism: Mercurialis annua (annual mercury)
Lineage: Eukaryota; Viridiplantae; Streptophyta; Magnoliopsida; Malpighiales; Euphorbiaceae
Product: glutamine synthetase leaf isozyme, chloroplastic
Exons: 14
Coding region: 165-1463 (432 amino acids)
Cellular component (GO): cytoplasm
Molecular function (GO): glutamine synthetase activity
Source: RefSeq, a predicted model, not a curated record
CUUGCUUUACCCGUCACUGCCCUUUCUUACAUAUAAAAAGUCUUUUUGCAACUACUAAAACUGCUCUCACUCUCUCCCCCUCCCUCACUCACACAGCCAAAACCAUCAACUUUUCUGCUCCACCAGCCAUUUUUCUUACUGUUCCAAGCAAAGUGUAGGUGAAAAUGGCACAGAUCUUGGCACCCUCUGCACAAUGGCAGAUGAGAAUCCCAAAGAAUUCAAUGCCUGCGAGCCCCCUGACGACGAAGAUGUGGAAUUCCCUGCUGCUAAAGCAGAAUAAGAAAGUCGCAGCUAAAAAUACUGGCAGACUUAGGGUAUUUGCAGUGAACUCUGACAACAGCACCAUCAAUAGGAUGGAAGAUCUUCUAAAUUUGGACAUCACACCAUACACCGACAGAAUCAUCGCUGAGUAUAUCUGGAUUGGAGGAACCGGUAUUGAUGUGAGAAGCAAGUCAAGGACUCUCUCAAAGCCUGUGGAACAUCCAUCUGAGCUUCCCAAGUGGAACUAUGAUGGGUCAAGUACUGGACAAGCACCAGGAGACGAUAGUGAAGUUAUUCUAUACCCCCAGGCAAUUUUCAAGGAUCCUUUCCGUGGAGGUAACAAUAUUCUGGUAAUUUGUGAUGCAUACACACCAGCAGGUGAGCCUAUCCCUACAAACAAACGCCAUCGCGCUGCCAGUAUUUUCAGCAACAAGAAGGUUGCAGAUGAAGUUCCAUGGUUCGGAAUUGAGCAAGAGUACACCUUACUCCAACCAAAUGUGAAGUGGCCUUUGGGCUGGCCUGUUGGAGCCUAUCCUGGUCCUCAGGGUCCUUACUACUGUGCAGCUGGAGCAGAUAAGUCAUUUGGUCGUGACAUAUCAGAUGCUCAUUACAAGGCUUGUUUAUAUGCUGGAAUUAACAUUAGCGGCACAAAUGGGGAGGUUAUGCCCGGCCAGUGGGAAUAUCAAGUCGGUCCAAGCGUGGGAAUUGAAGCGGGAGAUCACAUUUGGUGCUCAAGAUACAUCCUUGAGAGAAUAACAGAACAAGCUGGUGUAGUUCUCACCCUUGAUCCAAAACCUAUAGAGGGUGAUUGGAAUGGUGCAGGAUGCCACACCAAUUACAGCACAAAGAGCAUGAGGGAAGAUGGCGGCUUUGAAGUGAUAAAGAAAGCAAUCUUGAAUCUGUCACUUCGCCACAAAGAACAUAUCAGUGCAUAUGGUGAAGGAAAUGAAAGAAGAUUGACCGGAAAGCAUGAAACUGCCAGCAUCGACCAAUUUUCAUGGGGAGUGGCUAAUCGUGGCUGCUCAAUCCGAGUAGGGCGUGAUACCGAGAAGAAUGGCAAAGGGUACUUGGAAGACCGACGUCCAGCCUCCAACAUGGACCCGUAUGUGGUGACCGGAUUACUGGCGGAGAGUACACUUCUAUGGGAACCAACCCUUGAGGCUGAAGCUCUCGCUGCUCAGAAGCUUUCGUUGAAAGUUUAAGGUGAUUUCGUUGAAGACAACCUCAUCAGCGCAGGAAGUAAUCGACUUGAAUUUCAUUGGCCUGCGCUGAGGGAAAGCUUUCUGGUGUUAGUCCUUAGGAAUGAUCUGUGUAAAUAAGAGUCCUGAUGCUAUCAGAUUGUAAAAUGGUCUCUUGGAUUGAGAAACAUCAUAUGGAUAAGGAUUCUUCAUUGCCCAUAUUAGUUUUGUACUUAUGGGUAAACAUUUAUUUACUUAUUGUUUGAACCAUUUUUUAUUCA